Molecule: messenger RNA, 1728 nt
Organism: Trichoderma atroviride IMI 206040
Lineage: Eukaryota; Fungi; Ascomycota; Sordariomycetes; Hypocreales; Hypocreaceae
Source: RefSeq, a predicted model, not a curated record
AGUCUAGAGAGCGGGCCGCCCUCAUCAGAAAGCUAGGAGCCUGCGUCGACUGUCGCCGCAGGAGAGUUGCCUGCCACCCAAGCCACCAUAACAUGACUUGGGAAGACGUCGUAACCAAGUUUCACCACAGGCCGCACAGCCCGGCCGUCCAGGACAUUGCGCCCUCGAUGCCCGCCGCCCGGCCUCUCAGCCCCGCAACAAGCCUCAGCACGGCCCAGCCCGUCUUCACUCACGAUCCCCAAGAGAUGGACCUUGAUGCCAGCUCUGCGCCUAGCCACCAUCACCAGCCUGGCCGACCCCCCCUGAGCGAGGCUCGUAUCCGCACCCCUCUGCCUACUGGCCCCAGACUGGAAAAGUCGCUUUCCCUGCCGGGCAUUGAGAGUCUCAAAAACGAAAUGCAAAACAACGCUGCGCGCAUGCUCUCUGCCACUACUCGCGGCCGGUACAACUCGGUCCAGGCUCUUUUACUGUUCUGGCAAGAUGAUGAUGAGGCGCUAUCGGUCCAGAAUGCCGUCGGAGAACUAGCUGACGUCUUUGACAAGUACUAUCAUUAUACGUUUCAAAUCCAGGUUAUUCCUUCCUCUUCAGAGAGCUGUAAAAGCUCAUGGAGAUGGCUGUCGCGCAAACUCAACGACUUUGCCGAGGAGCGCGAUCAGCGUGAUGUUCUCAAGAUUGUCUAUUACAUAGGCCACACUUAUCUCGAUGCAAAUCGCGACAUGGUUUUGGCAAGCUCAAAAGAUGUUGAAAGAGCUUCCACUAUUCGUUGGAGCGGCAUGCAGCAGAUUCUCGAGGAGGCAUGCGCCGACACUCUCAUCAUUAUGGAUGCCGCGUAUUUCCCUCCGGCUAGAAUCGUAAGGCAGCAAGGCGUACUGGAAAUCAUCGCGGCCUCUUUAUCGGAAGACCACCUCACCGCUCUGGAUCGGUGUGCCUUUACCAGGGCUCUCGCUGAUCAGCUACGCACGCGUGCAGCGCGCCAGACGCCGCUUUCAGUGGUCGAACUACACUCGAUACUUCUGGCUCUGUACCCCAAGCUGGCUCGGGAUCGCACACCUGAGAGAGAAAUCAUAACGAGCUUUCCCGCCCCACUGCAUACCAUGAUGUCCGGAAAUUCCAGGCUGCCUUCGAUAUUUCUCUCGCCAGUUCAGCAGAGCAGCCCUCUACGGAGCAGCUUUUCUUACGAAAAUAGCCCCCAGCUACACUUGGCCAUCAAACUAAACGACGACAACGUUGACAUUGACAGCUGGAACGAAUGGCUACGAAUGAUGCCUGAAGGAAUCAAGGACAUCAAGAUUGAUGGUCCGUUUCGGACGACAUUCAGGUAGUCAUGAAUACGGGGUGGUGGCCCGCUGCUUACACGCGGCAUGCCAUUGCUUCGCCAAACAACACACAUACGGCGCAGUGGCUGCCUCAACGUGACCCUAUGCGCUGGAGCUGGUCUCACUAUCCCGCCGUCAUCUGUCUCACUUAUUUGCUUUUACUCUUUCUUUCUUUCCAUCUUAUUUUCAAGCUUGAAGCUGCCUCGGGCCAAGAGCGGAGGAGAUUAACAAUGAGGGGAACUGUUUCACAAAAAAAAAAAAAAAAAAAAAAGCGUGCGCACUCAUAUAUAUACAACCAUACACCCACUGAUGAGUCAAUGAUCAAAGUUUCACAUCAUGACAUUAUGUAGCGAAGAUCUUGGGAUUGGCAAUAGCUAGCCAUGAAAAAGUAUUGUCCCAUUUCUUGAAGAAA